CUCUCUCUCUCUGUCUCUCUGUGUCUCUUUCUGUGUCCCUGUCCCCCUGUCUCUCUCUCUGUCUGUCUCUGUCCCUGUCUCUGUGCCCGGUGAUGGAGUACUGGCGGCAGUGCGCGCACUGGUUGAUCCGGUGCCGGGUUCUCCCGCAGACGCACCGGGUGACCUGGGACACGGCGCGCGCCUUCGACCUCGCGCAGAGUCUCCGGGACGGCGUGCUGCUGUGUCAGCUCCUCAACAACCUCCGUCCUCAGACCAUCAACCUGAAGGAGAUCAACCUCAGGCCGCAGAUGUCCCAGUUCCUGUGCCUGAAGAACAUCAGAACGUUCCUGUCUGCCUGCUGCGAAGUGUUCGCUAUGAAGAAGAGCGAGCUGUUCGAGGCUUUCGACCUGUUCGACGUGCGCGACUUCGGCAAGGUGAUCGACACACUUUCUAAACUCUCCAACACAACAAUCGCACUACAAACUGGAAUACGGGCGUUUCCUACAGAAGAAAGUGUGGAAGACGAGGACAUCUACAAUCAUCUGGAAGACCUUAUAGAUGAGAAUGGCGUGGACGAUGAAGAGGACCUGUAUGACUGUGUGUAUGAUGAUGAUGGUGGUGGUGAGGUUUAUGAAGACCUGAUGAAAAUGGAGGCUGGAGCUCCACCGAAACAGGUGGAGACAGACAUCAGGAGCUGCUGCCUGGCUGAGAUCAGACAGACGGAGGAGAAGUAUGCAGAGACACUGGAGUCUAUCGAGAAAUACUUCCUCAGGCCGCUGGAGCAGUUCCUCACAUCGUCCGAGAUUAACAGGGUCUUCAUCAACAUUCCUGACCUGGUGAAAGUGCACAAGAGCCUGCUGCAAGAUCUGCAGAACUCCAUCAGUCACCAAAGUGCCAGUAACCUCUACCACAUCUUCAUCGACUACAAGGAGAGGUUACUGAUCUAUGGGAAGUACUGCAGCCAUGUAGAGACGGCCAUCGCAUUCCUGGAUGAACUCUGUAAAGAAAAAGAGGACGUGAGACAAAAGCUAGAGGUCUGUUCUAAAAGAGCGAAUAACGGCAAGUUCACGCUCAGAGAUCUCCUUGUGGUGCCGAUGCAAAGGGUUUUAAAGUAUCAUCUGCUUCUCCAGGAAUUAGUGAAACACACUAAUGACGCUGUGGAGAAGAGCAACCUGCGCAGCGCUCUGGAUGCCAUGAAGGAUUUGGCGCAGUAUGUGAACGAGGUAAAGAGAGACAACGAGACGCUGAGGGAGAUCGACCAGUAUCAGAAAUCCAUCGAGAAUCUUAAUCUGCGUCUGUCAAAUUACGGGAGGCCUAAAGGGGACGGGGAGGUUCGAGUCUCGACGGUGGACAAACGAGCCAAACAGGACAGGCACAUCUUCCUGUUUGAUGCGGCUGCGAUCGUGUGUAAGAGGCGAGGAGACGGGUACGAGAUGAAGGACGUGAUCGACCUCUACAACUAUAAAAUCACCAACAACCCAACCUCGGACAAGGAGAACCGCAAGUGGUCAUACGGGUUUUACCUCACACACACUCAGGGACGAAACGGCUUCGAGUUCUUCUUCAAGACCAAAGAACUGAAGAAGAAGUGGCUCGAGCAGUUCGGGAUGGCCAUCUCCAACAUCCAGCCGGAGAACGGCAACAGUAACGAGCACGAGUUCCGCAUGCACACCUUCGAGAAGAUCACGGCCUGCAGCUCCUGCAAGAUGCUCCUGAGGGGGAUCUUUAAUCAGGGAUAUCAGUGCUCUAAAUGUGGAGAAGGAGCUCAUAAGGAAUGUCUGGCCAGAGUGUUAACGUGUGGAAAAGGAAGCGGAUCCGAUAUGGGAUCCUCUCGAGCACAGGACCGAGCACACAGCCGGAGAGCAGACCCAGGUUUGCCAAAGAUGUUGGCUAUCAGGAAUUACCGCGGCGAUCCCGUCCCGCAGUGCGGCCCCGCCCUCAACAUCCAGCAGGGUGAUAUCAUCGAGCUGAUCCGUGCAGACCUGCACAGCUCCUGGUGGCAGGGCAAAGUCCUGUCGAAGAGAGAGGUUGGAUUCUUUCCAAGCGACGCUGUGAAGCCUUGCCCAUGUGCAAGACCCAUCAAUUACACUUCCCAGCUCUGGUUUGCAGGUGCCAUGAUGCGAGGGCAGGCGGAGGAGGCGCUUUUAAACAGGCAGAACAGCACGUACCUGGUGAGGCACCGAGGACACGAGAGCAACGAGUACGCCAUCAGCAUCAAGUUCAACAACGAGGUGAAACACAUUAAGAUCUUAGCCAGAGACGGCUUCUUCCAGAUCGCAGAGAACAGGAAGUUCAAUAACAUCAUGGAGCUGAUUGAGUACUAUAAGCAUCACUCACUGAAGGAGGGCUUCAGGACCCUCGAUACAACACUGCAGUUUGCCUACAGAGAGCCGGAGAACAGAGGCACCGCUCCAUUGCUGUGCACUCUUUCUUUAGUUUCUCCUGCAGGCUGCAGCUUCGUGCCCCCCUCCUCCGCCCCCUUCUGGUCAGCGCUGACUCCGAAGGUGAUCGGUGUGGCGAUCGCUCGGUACGAUUUCAGUUCUCGGGACAUGAGGGAGCUGUCGCUGCAGGAAGGCGACGUAGUGACGAUCUACAGCAAGUCCACGACUAACGGCUGGUGGAGGGGUGAAGUGAACGGCCGGGUGGGCUGGUUUCCCUCCACAUAUGUAGAAGAAGAAGAGGAAUGAAAAACAGACCAACAGAAGGAAGUAAAAAUGUUUACAUGCUGAACCGGACUGAACAAUGGACUUGUCCCACUUUGAAAACGAGUCUGAAAGGCGUCUUGAAGUGUCUCAGCAGGGACACUCUGUGCUUACCCAGAAUCCUCUGCUGUCAGCAAAGCAGCCACCAGUGAAGGUGUUUUUGUUUGUGUGCAUGUGUACGUGUGUGUGUGUGUGUGUGUGUAUUACUAUGAAUGAUGUAAGAACACCCACAGGCAUGUAUGUCACUGUGUGUGUGUGUGUGUGUGUGUGUGUGUGUGUGCGCGCGUAUCUUUGACAUUGUCACUAAUCAGUUGGCUUUAUUGUGUGGAUGUUAGAGUUUUCUCGUCCUCCGUUGUUGCUGCUUAUCUUGUAAGGACAUUUUUAUCUGAUUUAAGAGAGCGAGAGCAGACAGAUACACACACACACACACACACACACACACACACACACACACGCACUGUGAGUCUCACUUCUAGAUAGUGCACCCACUGCAAAUUUAAUCCAGUAUCCUGAUGGUUAAUGAUUGACAGCUCACACUCGCUGUUCUUAUCUGACCCACUUUUCAGGCACCAGAACCUCCAGCCAGUCCCUUUCAGCCCAAAACUGAAAUACAGCCUUGGAGUAAAUUCAUUUAUUUAUUUUAUUAUUUUUUUUGGUAUUAGUUUUCACAUUCAUGUUAGAGCAUCGUAAAAUGGGGUUUUGCAGAUAUUUAUUUGCUCAUAUAUCUAAAAAGCUCAGUCUGAUUCGGUCAGAACCUGGCUGUAGUGUGGAGGUUCUGUCACUAGAUGGCAGCAGAACAAAUGGAUUAGUGUUGUACGCUAAAUCCUCAUUACGCUACAAUACACACCUCACUCUUGAACCUCCUGCUGAGCAGUUAGAGACAUCACAGAACCUCUCAGAACUCUGUCCGCAGGGACCGGCAUGGUGAGGGGAGAGUUUAAGCUAAUGAGUAGGUCACAUUUUCCAAGACAUUCCAUAACACAGAACGUUCCCAGGAAUGUCCCAAAUAGUCAAUUAAGCAGCCUUUUAGAAGCUUCUAGCACAUGGACCCAUGGGACAAUCCAGAACACGUCCUAUUUCAGAACGUCUAACCCUAGACCAGUAUGCAUGCAGACUUAAUCCAUACGUAAAACAUUCUAUAAUCCUUUUCCAGCCCAAAAAAUUAUAUUAGCCAUUCUAGAACCAGUAUAAUACAAACUCAGGCUAGAACCCCUAUCAUCAACACAGAUAACCAGCCUAUUCUGGAAAUCCUAAAAUGCAGCCUGGUCCCAUUCUGGAACCUCCACAUAACAGAUUUAUGCUAGAACAUUCCAAAUAAUUAAGACAUUCUAGAACCUUCAUAACACAGACUCAGGAACAAGCAUGGCAGAUGACCAAGCCAUUCUAGAACCUACAUUAUACAGACUCAGGAUAGAGCAUCCCAGAUAAUCAAGCCAUUCUAGAACCUCUGUAAUACAGACACAUAGAGCAUCUAAAGUAACUGACCCAGUGAUGCUAGAACAUCCUUAAUGAUCCACCUAUUCUAGAACCUUCCAGAAUACCGAAUAUAUAUCCUAGGACUUUACAUAUCACAAACCUGUCCUGAAAUAUACUGUAUCUGCUGAGGAAACUCUUAUAAAUAUCUAGAACAGCCAUUAUUGUCUGUCC
Molecule: messenger RNA, 4328 nt
Organism: Clarias gariepinus (North African catfish)
Lineage: Eukaryota; Metazoa; Chordata; Actinopteri; Siluriformes; Clariidae
Gene: vav3a
Product: guanine nucleotide exchange factor VAV3
Exons: 28
Coding region: 93-2666 (857 amino acids)
Biological process (GO): regulation of GTPase activity; intracellular signal transduction; cell migration
Cellular component (GO): cytoplasm; plasma membrane
Molecular function (GO): guanyl-nucleotide exchange factor activity; protein binding
Source: RefSeq, a predicted model, not a curated record